CAAAACAUAAAUAAAAAGGUACAAACAUUUUGUGUUUUUAUCAUUUCUGUAUCUGAUUAGUACGUUAUCUUUUAUAAAUAAUUAUUUCGUUUAUAAAUUAACAAACAGGUGUUUAAUUAUUAUAAAAGAAAAUGAUUUUAUUCAUUAUAUUGAGAAGUUUUGAAGGGCGCAGAAUCCUGUAGUGAAUAUAUAGUUUUUGACGCACACUGCAUUUGUAAAUAUAUACAUAGGAACACGGAUUGACGCGUUUCGUGAAUUUGGUGUUUUAAAAAUAAUAUGCAACUGGCAACUAAUAAUCAACGGGAAAUUACACUAGUCACGCUGGCUCUUAUUGUGAGACAACAUGGCUCUUCGAAGUGAACAUAAGGAAAAAGUGCAGGCUCGUUGCGCGUUCGCCGUUGGAAGUCGUCGAUCAAUAAUCACUCGGUUCGGUUCAUCGGUCUAGAGAAAUGAAAGCACUUGGUACAAUAUAUUUUGUACUUAAUAUGAGUCUCUGCUAAAAUUUGUGAUGGAGGGCACACAUGCUCUCCUCCUAAGCAGUGCUGUUCUUUGGGUUGCUGCUACAAUAUACUCCCACAAAUGGGUACAUCAAUCGCAGAAAUGUUCACAAUCCUGAUUUGGACUUAUUGGACUGCAGCCGUACUGGCAGGUUUAGCAGCUGGAGCUGCGUGUGGUUAUUGGCUGUGGAGAUGUCGACGGUCCAGCACAAAUGAGGAUUGUUCCACGUCCGAUAGAGCGUCUUCGACUUCCUGUUAUUUACCUCCUCACUACAGUAGAUGUAAUUCUUUCGUUCAAGCCAUGCCACCUCCCUAUAAUGAGGUAACAGCAAAACCGGAUUUGUAUCCCCUCGUAAUUGGCUAUGACGAUGGAUUUGGAAAAGGUGCUUCUGGUUUUGUGAUGCGAUACUUUAGAUCGCUUUCCCAUGCAAGCACUUUAGAUUCACUGAGUUCCAGUUUCAUGUGCAAUGUUGUUAAUGAAGCGAACACAAUAAUACCUCCGCCUUAUUCUUGCAAUAGUAUUGAUCAAUUAUCGAUAGCCGGCUGUGAGAGAGCAGGAAAUAUUGACGACUCAAUGGCAUCUUUGGCGAAUCAAAGAACAGUCUCCGAUAUUUCGAGUCUUGGCGCACAAUCGCCAUCGUCUCCUCCACGUGCAACAAGUCCCACUUUAGAGUUACGAGAGCUUUUGGACAAAAUUCAACAGCUUCCUCAAUUACCAAAUGGACCAAGUCCACCGCAAUUAUUUCCGUCGAAUGAAAAUCAAAACCGGCCACAAUUUCUUUAUCCAUUUAAUCAGGAUGCAGCGACACAACAUCAACCAUUGAGUCCAACUGAAGUUGUUAUGAAUAAAACGAGAAGGGCUCGUGGAAAAGUUUAUAUGUCAGUGGGUCCUCCUAAUGCGAGAAAUAAAGCGAAACGAUGGUUAUCGAGAUCGGCGCCAACAACACCGUCAGGCACAAUACCAAUGUCCUUCUUGCCAGGACAAAGCAGAAGGCCUUCUGAUUCAGACAGUAAUAAUCAGCAAGUCGUUCCACUGCUCGCUGAACAGGAUGAAAUUGAGAACAAUAAUAUUGAUAAUACGUAAGGCAUAUCAUUACUCUAUUCUAAAAAAUAUUGUAUAAAAAAAAAUAAUAUUUCAAAAACAAAAAUUAGCUAUAUCGAUCUAUUAAGAAGUUUAGCUAUAAUAAAAACGACGAUCAACUUUUUCAUUGUUUCUUGUUGAAGUCGAAAAACUAAUUCAAAUUUUGUCUUCGAAAGAGUAUAUUUAGGGUGUCUACUAAUCGGGAAAUCCGGGAAAACCAAGAAACAGUCGGGAAUUUAAUUUAACCGGGAAUAAGCCAGGAAUUUUAAGCGGGAACUUUUUCACCAAAAUAAAAAAAGUUUUAUUAUUUUAAUUUGUUUUUAAAAAAUCGAUUUUUCCAAUUUUUAAAGAUAU
Leptopilina heterotoma is the source of this 1932-nucleotide messenger RNA. RefSeq lists its product as uncharacterized. Gene Ontology annotation, cellular component: cytoplasmic vesicle membrane. The transcript has 8 exons. NCBI's taxonomy places the organism in Eukaryota, Metazoa, Arthropoda, Insecta, Hymenoptera, Figitidae. Bases 580 to 1581 code for a protein of 333 amino acids. The record is from RefSeq and is a predicted model, not a curated record.